AUGCCGAGUCAAUCUCACAGCCGGGAUCGCCACGAGCCGCGCGACCGGACACGCGACCGGGACCGCGAUCACGAACGGGAACGGGAUCGCCGACGAGAGCGCGAGUACAUCCGUGGACGAUACGACGAGGAUGACCCGGGCGUCGCAUCAAGUCCCGGUCAAGCGCGGGGCAAGUAUCGCUUUCGCGGAGACGAUGGUUACGAAUCGUACGAUACAGGUGAAGCUGGGGGCAGCGACUACGACGAGCGACGUCGGCGGGAACGGAAAGAGAGACGGCAGCAGCGUGAGCGAGAGGAGGAGAGAGCGUAUAGUGAUGCGGUGGAGGAGCGGCGCAGGGAGAGGUCGAAAGCCAAAGAGUCACCCGCUGUGUCGCCGGUCAAGAAGCGAGAUCGCGAGCGAGACCGGGAAGGCCAUCGACGGCGACGAGAUAUAGAAGAGGGUGGGCGUCCAGGGAAGGAUGCCCGGGAGCGUCGACAACGGGAGAGGCCACGCGACAGCGAACAUGAAAGGGAAAGACCAAGAGACCCCGAAGAAGAGGCUCGACGGCAACGUCGAAAGGCCCGGCAGCGAGAGGAGAGGCGAGACCGUGAAUGGGAGCGAGAGGCUGCUGCGGCUGCUGCGAUUGCUGCAAAGCAUCAGAGUACAGAAUCGACGAGCAGCGCAUCACGUCUUCUGAGCAACGAUCCAACAGCUCGAUUGAUCUCGGACCACGAAGACGAAGAUCGACCUGGAUCAUCCCGAGAAGCUGCUGAGUUGCGGCGCGAGCGACGAAGGCAGAAGAAGAAGGCCGCAUUGCUCAGUGCUGAGGCUGCGGCUGGCGGGGAUCUGGAUGGACGUGUAAGGGAAGGGAGAUCAAGGCAUCGAUCUGGCGCUCGUGUUGUCUCUGGCGCGUACCUGGAAGAAGGCCGAGCAGAAGAUAUGAAAAUGCGCCAUCGAGGAGGAGGAGGCGGUCGUCCAUUCGAGAAGAAUUGGAAGCAUGAGCAAAGCUGGGACAGCAGUUAUGAGGAUGGUAGCCAGCCACCGAAAUGGAAGUUCUGGGCCUCAUGGUCGAAGAAAAAGAAACUGAUCGUUGGAUGCAGUCUUCUGGUGCUCCUGAUCCUAGCCAUUGUCAUACCCGUCGCGGUAAGCGUGUCGAAGAAGAGUGGCAACGCCGAUACAAAGGCUUCAGGGAGCUCCACUGGUUCUGGAUCAUCGCCCAACUCCAAUUUAAAUGGAAUCAGCCCCGACAGUAUUCCGUCGUAUGCCCAAGGAACAGUCCUGGAUCCUUUCACUUGGUACGACACCGUUGGCUUCAACGUCACAUUUACCAACGUGACAGUCGGCGGCCUGUCUAUAAUGGGCCUCAAUUCUACCUGGGAUGACUCUGCUCGACCUAAUAGCAAUGUCCCCCCACUCAAUGAAAAGUUCCCAUACGGUUCGCAACCUAUUCGGGGGGUCAACUUGGGUGGGUGGCUUUCUCUCGAGCCAUUUAUCUCACCGUCUUUGUUCCAAGGCUACUCAUCAGAUGUCAUCGACGAAUGGACCCUCACGACGCAACUGGGCUCGGCAGCCGCGUCAACUCUGGAGAAGCACUAUGCGACCUUCAUCACCGAGUCCGACAUUGCCGAGAUCAAGGAUGCCGGACUAGACCAUGUGCGAAUUCCGUACAGCUACUGGGCUGUCACAACCUACGAAGGCGAUCCAUAUGUCGCCCAAAUAAGCUGGCGCUAUCUUUUGCGUAUCAUUGAGUAUUGCCGCAAGUAUGGAAUCCGUGUCAAGCUGGACCUUCACGGCGUUCCAGGAAGCCAGAAUGGGUGGAAUCACAGUGGUCGCCAAGGUAAUAUUGGAUGGUUGAUGGGAAGUGACGGCGAUCUGAACCGAAAGCGCUCGUUGGAAGUUCACAACCAGCUGUCUCAAUUCUUUGCGCAAGAUCGGUACAAGAAUGUUGUGACUCUCUAUGGAUUGGCUAACGAGCCGCUCAUGCUCAAUAUUCCGGUAGAGAAGGUCCUGAAUUGGACGACGGAAGCCGCCGAACUCGUCCAGAAAAAUGGCGUCAAAGCGAAGAUUGUUUUUCACGAUGGCUUUCUCAACCUCGAUAAAUGGUCCAACAUGUUUAAGCAUGGGCCCGCCAACAUGGUCCUUGACACUCAUCAGUACACGAUCUUCAACACGGGAGAGAUCGCUCUCAAUCACACGGCCAAGAUCCAGAUCAUCUGCGAGAAUUGGUAUCCGAUGAUCGAGAAAGUCAACAGCACCAGCCAAGGAUGGGGCCCUACCAUCUGCGGCGAAUGGUCACAGGCCGAUACCGACUGCGCAGAGUAUCUCAACAACGUCGGCCGCGGCACCCGUUGGGAAGGAACCUAUGACACCAGCUCAAGCACUGUAUACUGUCCGACGGCAGAUCAAAACACCUGCAGUUGCACCAAAGCCAACGCAGAUCCCAGCACCUACUCAGACGCCUACAAGAAAUGGCUGAAGACGUACGCUGAGGCUCAAAUGUCCGCGUUCGAGACAGGCCAAGGCUGGAUGUACUGGACCUGGCGUACUGAGUCUGCGGCACAGUGGAGCUAUCGUACAGCUUGGAAGAAUGGAUACAUGCCGAGUAAGGCAUAUUCACCGUCUUUCAAGUGUGGGGAUACUGUGCCAGACUUUGAUGCGCUGGGACUUGCGGAAUACUAUUAA
Penicillium diatomitis is the source of this 2661-nucleotide messenger RNA. It is a transcript of the gene exg2, whose product is annotated as putative exo-beta-1,3-glucanase. Bases 1 to 2661 code for a protein of 886 amino acids. NCBI's taxonomy places the organism in Eukaryota, Fungi, Ascomycota, Eurotiomycetes, Eurotiales, Aspergillaceae. The record is from RefSeq and is a predicted model, not a curated record. The transcript is spliced from 3 exons. Gene Ontology annotation, cellular component: extracellular region; cell surface. Gene Ontology annotation, molecular function: beta-glucosidase activity. Gene Ontology annotation, biological process: glucan catabolic process.